AUGAACAAUUCAUGUCAAAUUAUAAUUCAAUUAUUAGUUCAUGGGAUCUUGUUUAUUGGUUUUGAUCUCUCACCAAAAGUUGUUCCAUUUGUUGAUAUUGAUUGUCGUGAUCAUACGAAUACAUCAUAUUAUUUGAACAGUUAUGCAUUAGAUUUUUUUAAACAAAGUUCUGAAGCAUCAUUAGUUAAUGAAAAUGGUUUAAGUCCCGGUGAUACAUAUAGUCUUUUACGGGAUCUUCAUCUUAUACUUUCGUCUGUUAAAACAUCAUUAGAAGUAAUAAUAAAUAAUGAACAAAAACAGACUACAAACAAUGAUUUAGUAAUAUUUGAGCCAUUGUACAGAACAUUAUCCAAUGUGCAAAAUAUUUUUUCAAGAAAGUUUCAAAGACAAUAUCUAAGUCGAAAUCAAAUGUAA
Messenger RNA from Rotaria sp. Silwood1, 414 nucleotides. The record is from the annotation of a GenBank genome assembly. NCBI's taxonomy places the organism in Eukaryota, Metazoa, Rotifera, Eurotatoria, Philodinida, Philodinidae.